GCCAGGCUGCCAGAGGCGCCUCCUCUCUCUCGUUCUCUCUCUGGCUCUGUGCCUCUUCGACAUCCCCAGCUGGACGGACCCAGCGGAGCCUCGCAGGCCGGCCAGCUCCCUUCCCCGCCUCGGCUGGACCUCCUCCGCUUCAGCCGAGAGAGCGAGACAGACAGACAGACAGACUCCGAUCCAGGCAGAAGAAGAAGGAGGAGGAAGAGGCGGAGGAGGAGAGGGAGGCUCCGUCGGGGGCGGCGUGGGGCUGGCUCUGGAUGGCCCUGGCCGAGGGCGGCUGGUGCCUCUUGAAGGACGCCCUCUUCCCGCUGGGAGCCCCCUCCUCCUCCUCCUCGGCCUCCUGCUCCUCUUCCCGGGAGCCCCCCUGCCCUUCUUCCCCCUCGGCCUCCUCCUCCUCGGGCUGCUCCCCUGGAGGGGGACCCGGCCCUCUCCCGCUCCGGACCUUCAAGCAGGAGCCGGGCCUCGGCGGGGCUCCGCUGGCGGCCUUCCCCGAGGGCCGGGCGCUGCUGGGGCCCUUCGUCUCGCCCUCGGCGCUGCCCAGCUGGGAGGACGUCAUCCUCUUGGCCGACCUCGACCAGGCCAACAAGCUCCUCUGGUCCAGCCGGGCCUCGACGGCGGCGGCGGCCGCCAAGAUCGGACACGACCCCGCCGCCACCCAAGGGCCCCCUCCGCCCACGGCCCUGGAGGAGAUGUACCACCAUCACCACCACCACCACCACCACCAUCAUCCCCCGCCGCAGGGCCUCCACCAGGGCGCCUCCUACGACCCUUCCUCCCCCGGGGCAGCCGCGGCGGGGGCAGGCAACGGCGGCGGCGCCUUCGGGGCCCCUUCCUCCGGCUCGCCCGUCUACGUGCCCCCCACCCGCUCCAUGCUGCCCUACCUGCAAAGCGGCGGCCAGAGCGGAGGGCCCUCGCCUUGGGCCCCUCCGACGGCGGGCCCCGACAGCCCCUCGCCCCCCUCCGCCGCCUCCUCCUACGGGGCCCCCGGCAACGGCGGCGCCUCCUGCGGCCAACGCUUCGCCUACAGCCCCCCGGCUUCCAACGGCGGACCCCGGGAGCCCUACAGCCCCCGGCCCUUGAACGGACCUUACUACGGGCCUUACGUCGGAGCCCAGUUCGGAAGCCCCGGCGGAUGGGGAAGCCCCUUCGACAACUCCAUGCUCCACUUCCCCGGGACCAGGGCCGCCCCCCUCGCCAUGAGGGCCCCCUCGGCAGACCUCCUGGAUGAAUUGCAGGACAACCGGGAGUGUGUCAACUGUGGCUCCAUCCAGACCCCGCUGUGGAGAAAAGAUGGCACUGGCAACUAUCUCUGCAAUGCCUGUGGGUUGUAUACCAAGAUGAACGGCCUCAGCAGACCCCUCAUCAAACCCCAGAAGAGAGUGCCUUCUCAGAGACGACUGGGUUUGUCCUGUGCUAACUGUCACACUACAACUACCACCCUCUGGCGCAGGAACGCAGAAGGAGAGCCCGUUUGUAACGCCUGUGGCUUGUACAUGAAACUUCAUGGGGUGCCUCGACCUCUUGCUAUGAAAAAGGAGGGAAUUCAAACCAGGAAACGCAAACCAAAGAACCUAUCUAAGAUAAAGUCAUGCUCGGGUAAUAAUAGCAAUAAUGCUGUUCCUAUGACUCCAACUUCCACGUCUUCUACGAACUCAGAUGACUGUAGAAAAAAUGCUUCCCCUAGCACACAGCCCACAGCCUCAGGGGUAGUGUCUUCAGCCAUGUCCACCCGGGGAGAGAGCGCCAGUCCUGAGACUAGCACACUCAAGUAUUCUGGUCAAGAAGGCCUAUAUUCAAGUGUCAGCCUGACCUCCACUGCAGAAGUUACAGCCUCUGUAAGACAGGAUUCUUCCUGGUGUGCCAUAGCUCUUGCGUGAAUUGGUGACGAAUAAAUGGUGCAGAAGACUUGCACUGGGCAGCAGCCAGAUACACUUUUGUGUGGUGUAUUUUUGUUCUUUCAAGCAGUCCAAGAAGUGAUGACAAUGAGGACAGGAACAUUCCUUGCCUGACGUAUCUGUGUCUUGAUUCUAGAGGUGUUUAUUCCCCAUGGCCUCUUUCCGAUUGCCCAACUCAUCAGCUAUGGAAGAGAAUUGAGGGAGCAUGAACUACUUCUGUUAAACCGACAAAGGAUUACCCAUCUGCACUAUUGAUAGAUCUUUGCCACAACUCCUAGUACUGCCUUGUGUAAUUGUGGAUGGUGUAUUUGUUUCACUCCCACUUGCCCAACAUCCAGGAUCUGACUGGUAUUGACAUGUUCUUGUAGACAAAGUAGGCCUAGUUUGCAUUCUAAAGGAUAGCGCAACACAGAAGAGUGUGCAGCUUAUUCCAAUGUGCCUAUCUUGGACUAGAUGGUUUGAUGUGAUCUCCUCUAACAGGUUAGUGUCACAGCAAAUGCCUUCUGCUCAUCACAUGGCCAUAUUUCCCAGCAACUUUUCUGAAGCUGACGUCUGAUUCAGGCCAAUGAAGGAAAUCACAUUUGGUGCACCCUUCUCAAGUUACAACAUGCUAAUGAGAACAUGCUAUUAAAUACAUGUGUUUUUGUUUUUGACAUAUACUGUGAUGGAGGAGGAUAAAUGUUUCUGUGUUAUGACUGAACAGUCAGAAUUUGUAAACAGGGUAGAAUUUCCCCCCUUCCAUAUAUACAAUAAUUUUGUUUUUAUAUAAGUGCAAUUUCUGUUGCAGCAAUCAGUGUUAAAUCAUAAGCAGAAGAUUUAACAGCAGUUUUUAUAUGAAUGAAUGGAAUGAAUGUAAACCUUUUAACUUAAUGGUACGUAAAUAAUUUAAAAGAAAAAAGUUAACCAAGGCAUCCUGUAGGGUUUUUUUAUUGCAACAAAAAUGUUCUACUUCUGUAUUUCUGAUUUCUAAAACAAAACUUUCAAGAACAAAUAUUUUCUCAGGAAAAAAAUGACCCUUGCUGUCUAUCUGGUUAUAAGCUUUUAUAUAUAACUAUAAAGUCAUCCCCACUAUCUUGCCACUGAAUAAAUUAUGUGCUAGAAAAGUAUCAAUUGCAGUGAAACUUUACUACCUAGUGGAGAAAUCUGUAAAUAUUCCAACAGAAUAGUAAGGCAUCUUUUAAAAUGUUGGAUGCAGUCUGUAUAAUGUAACUGAUCCAUAGCUAGGUUACAUUAAAACACCAGCAACAAUGGUAUGGCAUGUCAUUUGGAAAGUUGUCUUCACGGGAGCUUUGAAAAUAAAAGGGUUAUGUGUUCUUUCUUUACAA
Messenger RNA from Sceloporus undulatus (fence lizard), 3223 nucleotides. Its product is annotated as transcription factor GATA-6-like. Lineage: Eukaryota; Metazoa; Chordata; Lepidosauria; Squamata; Phrynosomatidae. The transcript has 7 exons. Gene Ontology annotation, biological process: cell fate commitment; negative regulation of transcription by RNA polymerase II; positive regulation of transcription by RNA polymerase II. Gene Ontology annotation, cellular component: nucleus. The record is from RefSeq and is a predicted model, not a curated record. The coding region runs from base 261 to 1880 and encodes 539 amino acids. Gene Ontology annotation, molecular function: zinc ion binding; RNA polymerase II cis-regulatory region sequence-specific DNA binding; DNA-binding transcription factor activity, RNA polymerase II-specific.